Messenger RNA from Lepisosteus oculatus (spotted gar), 3179 nucleotides. Its product is annotated as coiled-coil domain-containing protein 106. NCBI's taxonomy places the organism in Eukaryota, Metazoa, Chordata, Actinopteri, Semionotiformes, Lepisosteidae. The record is from RefSeq and is a predicted model, not a curated record. Gene Ontology annotation, cellular component: nucleoplasm.
CUUGCAUUCCCAGCAGGCUGACGAAGAGGAAGGCUGCUGCUCUCCGAAAACGGCUCCUUUUUUGACUGGUCGGUAGGUUUGUCAACGUCGUCAAUCACCUGCCCACCCCCAAGCACAAAGAAGAUUGCUUUCGAGGUAUGCAGUUUCUUUUAAAAAAAAAAAAGAAAAAAAAAGCCCUAGCUGUGUUUUCUUGAAAAAAAAAAAAAACAGCCCCUUGCCCCGGAAAAUAAUUCUUAGUUUAACUAGUGGCAAGCUGGAAAUCCUGUGCUCUGUGUGGGGGAAAACUACAGAGGCAUUUGGGCCUUUAGAAGAGAUGUCCUCUCUUUGGCCAGACAAGGCUGUAAGGUAUUCCCCAGAAGUUGAAAUACACUCCAGCUCAGCCAUGAGAAAGAAAGCAAAAGUGAGCUCGCAGCACUGGAUGAAACAAGAGAAUGAUCCAGACACUGCUCAGUGGGACACCCGGACCUCAGGAACGACAAGCGAUGUGGAACAGGAUAACACCCUGAGCAGCGCAGUGUCCACGUUAUCUCCAACAGAAGCUCUAUCUCCAAGUGUGAUGCUGACCAUCACAAAGCUCCAAUGCCUUUUGGAAAGUAAACAGGAAAGGAUCAACUUCCUCGAAAAACAGGUUGAGGAUCUGCAGCAAGAUCGCAAAUUUCUUCGUUCCCAGAUUGAGAAUCUAACCAGUGCAAAGUCAAUAACUGAAGAUUCAAAACCAGGAAAAUCUUUGUAUUCAGAGAGUAAGCCACGGAAGAGGUCCAGGACGGCAUCGAGUAGCUCAUCCUUCAGCAAUGACAGCGGCUCUGACAUAUCUUUGACCACGGUGUCCUCAGGGACAUCCAAUGAUGGGAAGAAAAAAAGACACCACAAGGACAAGAGGAGAGGCAAGAAAGCUAAAGAUUAUAGUAGGAAGAGAGCAACGGGAGUCCAGUAUGUCAUCCAUCGGUACAAGCAGGUGCUGUCCGCUUUCAACAAGAAAAAGAGCAUGAGUGGGGCCUUCCGGCACUAUGGCAUCGACAGGAACACCAUUGCCAACACCGCGCCCAUCGCAGAGCUCCAUCUUGCAGCCAAAGAGAUGCUGCAGGUAGUGGGACUCUUUCACCCAAGGGAAGAGACAUUGGUCAAGUAUGCUCAGAAAUGUGCUGUUGUUAUAGAAAACGAUGAGAACCUUUCCCGGAAAAUUGAGCAAAUGAAAGCUACAGGGGAACUUCUACCCAUUACAGCCAAGAAGUCCAAAACACAUUCCACCUUGAACAGCUAAAGGAGAUAUCCUGACAUCGUACUGCGUGACAUGCAUCUUGACUCACACUCAAGCUCUUUAAUCUUAAAGGACAACUGCAAAUAAAACUUGACGAUACAGGCAUUUGACAAACGGUCACCUUUUAUAAAGUUCCUCUUUCUGAAAUUUAUGUGUAAAACUUUCUUAUGCCUUAGUUUGAGCAUUUUGUGAUUUAUUCUUAAUUUCCUUUGUAAAGGAAAGGUCUUGUGUGGUAUGUUAGUCUUUCCUUUAGGUUUCUUCUCAAAGAGCACUGUAAAGUAACGGGUGUGCAGAACUGAGCAGCCUAGCAAGUGACAGUAGACUGAUUUAUCAGUGAUGCUGCUGUCCUUUCAUUAUGUGUAUUUAGUACAAGGACAGAGAAAUGAUAUUCUGUUCUCUCACCAGCGUAAUAAGAAUUGUGUUUAGAGAAAUGGGCAUUAUGGACAAGUGGCCAUUAAAAUUAACUUAUGGGUGUCUCUGUAAAACAACAUUUGACAGACUAGUUGUUGUCUUCUAAUCAUAAUAAUUACAUAUUCAUGUUAAUUAAAAAUAGUGCAAUAACAUUUUGUCAAAGACUGUAAGACAUAUUUCGUGGUUUAUAAUUAGACAAAGUCAGUAGAUUUAAUUCUCAUUGAAGUACUUUUCUUGUCUGUGCACUUGUUCUCAAUAUCACAAAAGACGUGUUGGAGGAAUUGUAGAAUGAGUUGGUUGUCAACAGAACUUAAGUUUUGUUUGAAACUUGGUAAUCCUACUGUACAUCCAUUCUUACAAUUAUAAUUAAUUAAUAAUUAGGAUGGGACGAACAGGAAUUCCUGCAAUUGAAAUGUAGUUAAUUUUUUAAGUAGAAUUCAAAUAGCGUCUAAACUUAACAGUAUUGUUACAGCCAACUGAGAAGAAGAAAAAGAGUUAAUGCUAGUGAUGUUUAUACUGUAUGGUACAGUAGGUAAAUUGAUAAUGCUUUGUAUAAGGAAAUGCUUUGAUUUUGUUGACAUAAAAACCAGGACACAUCAAUUAUUUGUGAAUAUGUGUCUUUUUUCCUCAAUUGUGGUUUGUAAGCAGAUCAUUCACUGUACAGUACCUUUGUACACAAAAGGGAAAAUAAUCAGAUCAAUUAUUCAUCCACAGAGAAAAGCAUUUACUUGUACUUGUAACAAGUUUAAGGUGUUUCUUGCAUAACAUGUUAAAUGCACCCAGUUUAUCUACGUGUUUUUUGACAGUGUGUACAGCAGAUAUUUUUGUUCUGUCAAGUGGGGUAGGAGCUGUAUAAUGUCAAGUCACAGUGACAUCUCUGUAAUAGCGCUCUCAAUUAAAAUGAAAAUAAAAAUCAGCAAACACUGAGCUAAAGGAAGCUUAUGUAGGUUUAAAGAACUUGUGAUCUAAAGAAAUUUUUAAUCGUAAGUGUGUCCUUUAAAUCAGUUAGGUAGUGUUCUACAAAGUUAUCCAAGAAAUCUCAUAGUAUCCACAAGGUGGUGCUACAUGGUAUAAUAACAAAAUACAACGUUCUUACUGCUCCUACAAUUUGGGCAAUUUUGUACAUACCACAGGACAGUAAGUAUUUUUAUGUUUAUAACACAUUUAACUAUUGUUGCCAUCUCAAAUCCUCAAUCCUGACAGAAAUAACAUUUCUUUUUGUUUUAAUAUUUCCAGUGUUACCCGAUAAAUGCAAAACAUUUCUAAAAGACCACAAAUGUUCUUGGUACAGUCAUAAGUAUUUAUGGACAAGCGGGGGUAUUAUUUGGGCUGCUUUGCAUUGUUUAUAGCUAACAUAGAGAAAAUAAGUUUUUUAUGCAUACCAGUUUAUUUUUUAAUAUAUGUAAGAUGUACAGUACUUAUAUUUAGAGAGAAAUGAAUAUGUCUGCAAGGUUUUUGGCAUAUUGAAAACUCAUUGUGGUUGUUUAAAUAAAAGCACUUGUAAAACCUG